Molecule: messenger RNA, 634 nt
Organism: Paraphaeosphaeria sporulosa
Lineage: Eukaryota; Fungi; Ascomycota; Dothideomycetes; Pleosporales; Didymosphaeriaceae
Exons: 1
Coding region: 101-541 (146 amino acids)
Source: RefSeq, a predicted model, not a curated record
UAUAGCAGCAAGAUCGCCUUUCUGCAUAGCUUAGCUCGCAUUACUGAUGCUCAGUCAAUGCAUAUUUUUUAUACACUUGCCCGGCCUGUAAGUCUCCACUAUGGUAUGCCCCCUUACGCUUUGGCCCCAACCUUGGUACCCGAUCCGCGCGCAACAGCUCUCCGCAACCCUUGGCCUGCUCGCCCCUCCCAUUUCGCGUACAUCUUACCUCUUACACAAGCCCAAUUCCCCUCGCAGCCUCACAUCCUCGCAUCCUCAUCUCCGCAACACGGGCGCCGAUCUCACUCCAGACAUACGCUUUGUGCAACCCGGCGAACUGACCGACAGGACCGCCGACAGCUCACCACAUCCCUGCGUAUACCAUGCCCAUCGCGGUCGCUAUUUUCGGUGCCCGGGUGUAUUAGCGAGUGGGGCGGGGCGGAGCUCCCGCUGGCGUGAACACGGACUGAGCAUGAUGUCAGCAGCACUGCAAGGUACCCGCGGCCCCCACCUUUUGUUCCCGAUGGCCCGGACUAGGUAUGGUUGUGGAGAGAGGGUUUAAAGCACAUUAUCUGGAUCCGGACAAAGGGUUGGGAAGGGUCAGGGUUUCUAAGCGGGGAAUGAGAGGGUAGUGGUGGAUUUGUCUACGAUCAAG